GCGCGCCGGCGUCUGCGGAGCUGCGAUUCGGGAUCACCGUCGCGGAGGUCCCACCGCCCCAGGCGGAGCUCAUCGCCCCCGAGCGCGCGAGCCCAGGCUGCGGCGCGCAGCUGGACGCCAGCGACUCUGUCGACCCCGCGGGCAACGACCUGGCGUUCGCGUG
This is a messenger RNA of Prorocentrum cordatum, 163 nucleotides long. The record is from the annotation of a GenBank genome assembly. NCBI's taxonomy places the organism in Eukaryota, Dinophyceae, Prorocentrales, Prorocentraceae.